UUCCCGCUGAUUUACUGAUAUUCGCCGCAACUGAUAUGAAAGUGGAUAACUCCUCCCUUACUGGUGAAUCAGAACCACAAGAAAGGAUGAAGACAAAUACUUUCAAGAAUCCACUAGAGGCUACUAACGUUUGUUUUAACGGUACCCUAGUUGUAUCGGGUGAAGGUUAUGGUAUUGUCAUCAGAACUGGCGAUCAUACUGUAUUGGGUCAAAUUGCCGGUCUUACCGCAGGAGAAGAAAAGAACAAGUCACCUUUAGCACAAGAAAUUGAUGAUUUCGUAAAAUUAAUAGCUACUAUUGCCUUGAUUUGUGCUUUUAUUUUUUUUGGAGUUGGUUUUAGUGUAUAUAAUAGUGUUGCUCUUAAUGUUAGUUUCGCCAUUUCCAUACUUGUUGCAUGGGUUCCCGAAGGGUUGCCAGCUACUGUCACAGUCCUUUUGACUAUAGCAGCAAAGAGAAUGGCAGCACAAAAUGUACUUGUAAAAGAUCUUCAAGGUGUUGAGACACUUGGAGCGAUUACUCUUUUGGCUACAGAUAAAACCGGUACUUUAACUAGAAACCAAAUGACUGUAACUUAUAUUUGGUCUUCUUUAAAUAUGUAUUCAGCAUUUCGAAACAUGCAAUCUGAAAAUACUCCUUUCGAUCCAAAUGCACCUGGUAUUCAAGAAAUUAUUCAUAUUUCUUCAUUAUGCUCCCGUGCUAAAUUUGAUCGUACCGACAUUCCAUUCGCUGAGCGUUCAAUCCUUGGUGACGCUACUGAAACAGGGUUAAUACGCUUCGCCGCUCAAAAUGUAGAUGAUUAUGAUGAACUUAUUAAGAAAUACCCAAAAGUUUUCGAAAUUCCUUUCAAUUCUGAAACAAAAUGGGCACUCACGAUUCAUAAGAAGAAACAUAACAAGGGUGAUCUAACUUUGUAUAUCAAAGGAGCACCUGAACGCGUACUUAGACUUUGCACAACAAUAUUGUCAGAUGAGAAUGCAAUUCCUUUGACUGACGAACAUAAAAAGAAAUAUGACGAGAUUUAUGAAUUUAUGGCUUCAAAAGGACAUCGAGUUUUGGCUUUUGCACAAUUAUUGUUACCAGCUGAUCCAUACCAUGAAGGUUUUGAAUUUAAAAAAGAGAAGAAGAAUUACCCAAUAGGUGAUUAUUGUUUUGUUGGAUUAGCUUCACUGGAAGAUCCUCCGAAGCAUGGAGUUCGUGAAGCUAUUGGCCGUUGUCGUACAGCCGGUAUUCGGGUAAUGAUGGUGACUGGCGAUCAUCCUUUAACCGCUGAGGCUAUUGGACGCAAAAUUAAUUUAAUGUUAUCAGACACUAAAGAACUUAUUGUUAAAAAAACUGGUCGAUCUAUUGAAUCAAUCCGUGAGGAUGAAUACAACGCUAUUGUCAUUCACGGCGAACAGAUAGAUUCCUUAAGUAAUAAUGAUUGGGAUAAUAUCUUUUCUAAAACUGAAAUUAUUUUUGCACGUACUUCUCCUCGUCAUAAGCUUGAAAUUGUCAAACGUGCACAAUCUAUUGGUCAUAUCGUAGGAGUAACUGGUGAUGGCGUAAAUGACUCACCUGCUUUAAAGAAAGCCGAUUUAGGGAUCGCUAUGAAUCAAUCUGGAUCUGAUGUUUCUAAGGAGGCGGCCGCUAUGAUUUUAAUGGAUGAUAACUUUGCCUCUACAGUGAAGGGUAUUGAAGAAGGGCGUCUGAUUUUUGCGAACCUUAGAAAGUCUAUUCAAUACACCAUUACUCAUUCAACACCACAAGUUGUGGUUUCAUUGCUAUUUGUUGUUGUACCUAUCCCAUUACCGUUGACUCCAAUUCUCAUAUUGUUAACAGACUUGGGAUUUGAAUUAUUUUUAGCUCUGUCAUUUGCUUGGGAUAAACCAGAAAGCGAUACAGGUCUAAUGAAAUUACCUCCUAGAAAACCCGUUACUGCUACUUCAAUAGAACGUAUACGUCGCCAUGCUCUUAAUCGAACUCCAACUAUCACCGAUCCGGAAACUGGUCAUCAUGUAACUCCUUCAAAAGUUUCACAAAUUUUGCAUACAAUGAAAAAACCUUUUACAAAAACAUGGUGGUCUGAUUUAUUAGAGGGUUCUGAAGGUGAAGCGUUGGUUGAUGCAAAGCUUCUCAGAUGGUCAUACUUGGAAAUUGGCGUUAUAGAAUUAAUUGGCGCAUUGGUUGCAUAUUUCGUAGUUUUAAAUUAUCAUGGUAUCACUCCACGUGAUGCACGAAUAAUGCAACAUGGAGUAACUGAAGGAAAAUAUUUCACAGAUGACGCAAUACCUUAUCCAAAUGUUCAUAAUACCGUGAUAACGAGAGAUGUGCAAAUUAAAGCAUUGGCUGAAGCACAAUCAAUUGUAUAUUUGUCCAUCAUGAUUCAACAGAUGUUCAAUCUAUUCGCUUGCAAAGCUCGAUUUCGGUUCCCAUUUGGUAAAUUUAUCUUCUCAAAUCCUCGUAAUUUCCUUGGGCUAACUUUUGGUGUCGUAUUGGGCAUGUGCGUUGUUUAUAUCCCACCAUUUAACGUUGCAUUUAAAACGAGUUAUACACUUAGUCCAAUAUUCUGGUUAAUACCUUUGGGAUUUGGUAUUGUAAUCUUGAUUUAUGCUACUAUUAAAAUAAUUUUAUUGAGGAAAUUGCGUCCUAUAAAUUUGAAUCCAGAAAUUAUAGGAUUACAAAUGCAUCCUACCAUACGAUCCGUUGAAAGAAAAACCUAA
Funneliformis caledonium is the source of this 2699-nucleotide messenger RNA. The record is from the annotation of a GenBank genome assembly. Lineage: Eukaryota; Fungi; Glomeromycota; Glomeromycetes; Glomerales; Glomeraceae.